AUGAAAGCAGAGCAGCGAGAAGAGACUACACGGUUGAGUACGGCGGCUUCAAGAAGCAGCAGCAGCAGCAGAGGCGAAGAAGACGAAGACAAGGCGGAUAAGAGACAGCCGGCUGGAAGAGCAAAGAUGGCGGACCGGAAUAUGCAGCUGAGAAAGGAGGAGAUACUCGCGAAGAAGGCCAAGCUCGCGGAGUUGAAGCGGCAGCGAGAGCUACGACAGCGGGAGUUCUCGCAGAAUCGCAUGAGUGUUGGGGAGAGCUCUGAGGUGGUGGCUCCCGUUCCAAAUCGGUCUGACAACAGAGCAGAACUAGACAACCUCAUAUCCAGAUUGGUUGAUAGGCCUUCGUCGGCAGCCUUGAAAGAUGGAGGCGAGCAGUCUCCAAGAGGCCGGGGUAGCAGACCCAAUUCGGUUCUCAGCGCUGGACAGUUGAGCGGAGAUAUGGAAACAUUUACAUCUCCAGCCCGACCUAUGUCCCUAUCUAUAGCGACGCAAACAAUUGACGAAACGCCCUACACUGCCGUACCGGAACCAGCCCCAGCAGCUCCCCCCAAGGUAGAAAUCCUUACAUACAGCAAAGGUGUCCAGACAGACUCCAUCCCAGAGCCAGAAACACCGGUAGAUGAUGAUAUAUCGGAAUUGGAAGACGGUGGCUCACCUACCACACCAUCUCGAACGUCUAAGCGUUUUAGUCGGAGAGCCAGAGAGAAAGACGAAGAAAUACGUGAUAACUUACGAAAGGAGAUUGAAGAAGAGCUAAAACUGGCAAAGGAUUGGGCCAAUGGCGGGCCGACAACCACAUCUACGCAACUGCGAUACCCACUACGAACAUUGACUGCGGACGAGCUGAAUGCAGUGACUUCAGCAAGCGAGUUUUUGGAUUUCGUUGAAAGAUCCAGCAAGGUUAUUGAGCGAGCGUUGGACGAAGAAUAUGACGUUCUUGCCGAUUAUGCCCUGGGCGGCGUUGGGGCAGAGGACGAGGAUGAUGAAGAGUAUGGCACGGGCAAGAAGAGAAGAGACCUGAAAGAAAUCACACAAUUCUUUGACGAACGAUGGAGCAAGAAACGAAUGAUCAGUGAUAUAAGUUUCUCUCCAAAGUUCCCUGAGCUUGUUUUGGCAUCUUAUACCAAAAAUCCAACAGCUCCUCAUGAACCGGAUGGCCUGGUACAAGUGUGGAACCAACAUCUACACACACGGCCUGAAUACGUAUUUCACUCAACUUCAGAUAUAUUGACGGCAAAGUUCUCUCCGUUUCAUCCAAACCUGAUCGUAGGUGGAUCAUACUCUGGACAGGUUCUGCUAUGGGAUACGCGAUCAUCCCGAGCGGGAGGUGGUGCUCCCGUACAAAAGACGCCGCUGUCGGGCUCCGGUCACACCCACCCGGUGUACAGCAUUGCAAUUGUGGGAACACAGAAUGCACAUAACAUCCUGACAGCUUCGACGGACGGAGUUGUCUGUGGAUGGACGGUCGACAUGCUCUCACAGCCACAGGAAUACCUGGAACUGACCACUCCUCCGCCAUCUAAGACCGAAGACCUAGCUCCCACAACACUGUCCUUCCCCCAGUCAGACCCGACUUUCUUCCUUGUUGGCACUGAAGAGGGGACGAUAUAUCCGUGCCAUCGAUAUGACCGUGCAGGGGCCAAGUCCGGUACCGACCACCGUCUCUCGUACCGUGGCCACGCUGCCCCAAUCAUGUCAACGGCCUUCCAUCCUGCCCGAGGACCGGUAGAUCUAAGCGAUUUGAUGCUCAGCUCGAGUCUGGACUGGAGCGUAAAACUCUGGCGUAUCCGUGCCCCGGCCUCGACCUCGACAUCGGGAACCUCUUCCACCGCUCAGCUGCAGACCGUCUCACCCAUCCUUGACAUCACCCGCGAAGAUGUAGUGUAUGACGCCAAAUGGUCCCCUCAUCGACCCAGCAUCUUCUCCCUUGUUGACGGAGCCGGAAGACUCGAGAUAUGGGACUUGCAGCAGGAGGUAGAGGUGCCCGUAGCCAGCGCCACGCCAACCGCUGGCCGCGGCGGCGUCCUGACCAAGGGACUGAACAAGGUCGCGUGGGAAGAGCGAGAGGGCCGAAGAAUUGCUACCGGUGGUCUUGACGGAGUGGUGACUGUCUUUGAUGUUGGAAAGGGGCUGAGUGGCAGUGCUGAAGAUGUCUCGGCGGACGAAUGGGCGGGCAUGAAGCGUCUCACGGGCCGACUUGAACAGGCCAGCCGUGAGAGGAACCUGUAG
Trichophyton verrucosum HKI 0517 is the source of this 2229-nucleotide messenger RNA. RefSeq lists its product as uncharacterized. The coding region runs from base 1 to 2229 and encodes 742 amino acids. Gene Ontology annotation, cellular component: cytoplasmic dynein complex. The transcript is spliced from 4 exons. The record is from RefSeq and is a predicted model, not a curated record. Gene Ontology annotation, biological process: transport along microtubule. Gene Ontology annotation, molecular function: dynein light chain binding; dynein heavy chain binding. Lineage: Eukaryota; Fungi; Ascomycota; Eurotiomycetes; Onygenales; Arthrodermataceae.